Messenger RNA from Protopolystoma xenopodis, 249 nucleotides. The record is from the annotation of a GenBank genome assembly. NCBI's taxonomy places the organism in Eukaryota, Metazoa, Platyhelminthes, Monogenea, Polystomatidea, Polystomatidae.
AUGGUUACAGAUGACGAUGAACGUCGUGUUUACGACAAAUCACCCUCUUUCACACCUUUCUGGUGUGAACUCGAUCUUUCGGUCAACUGGCUCAUCCCAUCCGCCGCCUGCACCUACCGACAGACCUCUUCGACAGCGCCUAUUGACAGUAAAGAAGAGUCGUCUCUAUGGCACCCAUCACAAGGCAACUUUCGUGUCCCAGAGAGGACCAUCUCAUCGCAUCUUCACACCUUUGCCCAUCGUAAAUAG